AUGGCUGCGGCUGGAGGAGCCGUCGUCCUCCAUCUUGUGGGCUCUGCCGGGAGGACUUGGGGCCCCUCCGGGCCGAGCCCCGCGGGGCGGGAACCCGGCCCGGCCCGCGCUCCGCCAUGGGGUCUCUCCCUAAACGUGAAACUCAUCAAUGCCACCACAAAGGCUAACCAGCGAGCAGCAGGGAUCCUCGUUCCCCAGCACGAAGACUGUCCUUCCCAUAGCCGGUGGAGUGACUCUGAAAUCAGGGUCUUCCUGCAGGAAUGGGAAGUCGUUGAACAGGAAGUCAGCUACCCCGGCAGGAAGAUACAUAAGAAGACCAAGGCUCUCUGCCAGCGCCUCUAUCAGCGGGGCCUGAAGAAGACCUGGAAAAGCUGCUUUGACCUGCUGCUGACCAUGCAGGGUCUGCACUGGACUCUCUGCAAUGAGAAACCGAGGAUGGGAUCCUUGUUUUCUCCAUAUGCGGAGGCCCUGUACAGGAUCCUGGACUAUCCGUGCCAGAGAAGCCCCUUCCCAGGUCCUCUCUCUGAUGGGGCUGGUAACCCCCUGUUUCCCACGUACCCUCAGCCUCCAAUGGUGCUGCCAUCUCCCGUGUGCCAGCCUUGGGAUUAUGGCUUCCCUGCACCUUCUGGAGAGCUUCAGGGGAACCCGUCACCGAUGGUGUUCGUGGAGCAUUCACAGGUUCCCGGAUAUGAGCCCUGGAACCCUGGCUAUCCGGCCGUCCCACCCCUACUUCCGGCCCCUGGAGACACCAGCUUGCAGCAGCCGGGGUCAGUGUGUGACAAUAACCCAAGUCUUCCGUGA
Molecule: messenger RNA, 801 nt
Organism: Psammomys obesus (fat sand rat)
Lineage: Eukaryota; Metazoa; Chordata; Mammalia; Rodentia; Muridae
Exons: 4
Coding region: 1-801 (266 amino acids)
Source: RefSeq, a predicted model, not a curated record